Messenger RNA from Paramisgurnus dabryanus, 2655 nucleotides. RefSeq names its product leucine rich repeat containing 15 (gene lrrc15). Lineage: Eukaryota; Metazoa; Chordata; Actinopteri; Cypriniformes; Cobitidae. The record is from RefSeq and is a predicted model, not a curated record. Gene Ontology annotation, cellular component: plasma membrane. Gene Ontology annotation, molecular function: protein binding.
AGCUCUUUUCUUUACAAUGUGGGUGAGUAUAUGAGAGCUUUUGUACUGGGCUGACUGAACACUGAAGUCAACGGUUGACUGAGAAGAGGACAAGGUUAUUUCUAUCAUGAGGAGGCAGAAAGGAAUCUGACAAAGAACACAUUGCCAUCAUAUAUAAGGAGGGGAACUGGUGUGAAACAAGUGAAGCAAAGGACAGAUAUCACUACGUGUUUUGAGUUUAAUGGAGUUAAUGGACCUGUUGUGGUAUGUGAUGCUCGGCACCUGUGCCCUGAGUGCUGUUGUCUCUACUUGUCCAGAUCACUGUCAAUGUAACGGCGUAAAAAUCCGAUGCCAGGGGUUUAUGAUAAAAGAUUUUCCAUCUUCAAUUCCAUCAAACACCAUCAGUCUCUUCAUUACCAACACCAGCAUACCAACAUUAAAACCAUCUGAUUUUGAGAAUUUGACUGAUACGCUCACUUCAUUUCUAGCAAAGGAUUCAAAAAUAACUGAGGUGCAACCGCAUACCUUUAACCAAACGCUGAAACUUAUUGCCUUGGGAAUAAGUGGGACAGAGCUAACUUCUUUACCAGAGGAUCUGUUUCAAAAUCUAAAGGUGUUAUCAACUCUGACAUUGAGUAAUAACAAACUUAAAGAUCUUCCCUCCUCGCUUCUCCACCCCCUUACAGCUUUAACCAAACUGGACCUGAGCAAAAAUAAUCUUACCUUCUUGGCAGAUGAUGUGUUUCACAAUUUAGGACAGUUGCAAGAACUUCAAUUGCAAAGAAACUCUAUUGAAAAGCUUAAUGAACGUACUUUUAAAGGACUUAGUCAGCUCAAAGCUCUUGUCCUACAGCAAAAUAAUCUAAUACAUAUAUCAGAAGGAACCUUCAAUGACCUGGUGAACCUUGAGACGCUGCAUCUUCAAGACAACAAAAUUACGCAGUUACCAGCAAAUCUCUUCUCAAAUCUACAAAAGCUGAAGAAACUCUUCCUCUCCAACAAUAGGUUAACAUUGCUUCCCCAUGGAAUCUUUUUUAAUCUUCCCAGCUUAUCUACUAUCUCACUGUACAAGAACAAACUCAACCGUUUGUUGCCCGGGACCUUUGGUCCAGUGGCUCUCCGAGAGCUCUGGCUGUAUGACAACAUGUUAACCCACCUAGAGGAGAAUGUUUUUAGCAACUUAACCGAAGUUUACCUUUUGGUACUUAGUAGGAACCAAAUUCAGCACAUUUCACCUGGUGCGUUCAACGGCUUGAUGAAGGUUGAGGAGAUCUCCCUACACACAAAUCGAUUAACAAGCAUCAAAGGAGGAAUUUUCAAAGAUCUUCCGAAGUUAACCAACAUAUCUCUGGAGAACAAUGAAAUCAGACAAAUUCCCGUUGAUCUAUUAGAUGGCGUAUCUCGGUUAAAUCAGCUGGAGCUUCAAAAUAACUCUCUUCCAAAUUUACAAAAAGAAUUUCUAAAGUCUUUGUCUGUGGUCGAUAAUGUCAUACUUACACCAAAUCCAUGGAGGUGCGAUCAUGACAUAAUACCUUUAUGGGAUUGGCUGAAAGACUUUACAGGCAAAGUAAAGAAUUUUACUUCUGUCGUGUGCGACAGUCCCGCACAAUUGAAUGGGAUACCGAUUAGAGAUCUUAAGGAUGAAAACAUCACAGCAGGCACACAAGAGCUUGACGACGCAUAUGGAAGUGAGACGGAGGGAUGGAAACUAUCUAAAGAAAGUAUCAUCAUCAUAGUAGCCGUUCUUUGCUCUGCUCUCAUUGUCAGCAUCAUUGCUUGUGUUUUAUGGAGGAGGCACAUGCGUGGCAGUCAAGACUUGGACCGUCAAAGAAAGAAAAACUCAGUCAUCUGACAUUGUUUGAACAUUAUGUAAAGUAUCAUCACUGUUUAGUAUUCACUGUUUUCAAUAUCCAUCCUUAUUAUUUUAGUUAGUGGAGUCAUAUUAAAGGGGACAGAGAAUGAAAAACCAUUUUUACCUUGUCUUUGUUGAAUAAUGAAAGUCUACCCGCAUUCACGAACAUACAAAAAGUGCUAGACAUGCUAAAUAUCUCAGUCUCAUAGAAAUUCCUCUUUUAGAAAUGUCAGCCAGAAAACGACAUCACAGGCAUCUCACUGCCCCUCCACUUUAAAAUAAUUGGCUACAUUUUUUGAGUGGCAGCAAAGUCAGCCAAUCAGUAAUGAGAUUGCAAGUUAAGCCAGUAGGGGGAGCCAAAUAGGUGCAAAACCACUCCCCCACCCUAAUAGAGCUAUCUGAGAGAGGUUUUUAGGAAGCUUCUAAGGCAUUACAGACCCAAAAAAAAAAAAGUGUCUACAUGUCACAUCACAGAACAAGGAUAAAUACCCCCUUCAAUCAUUCUAUGUCACCUUUAAAAAAAAUAUGUUUGUGUUGAAUAUUUGUCCUUCUGAAAUUGUGUAUGCAUGUGAGAGAGUGAAUUUAGGUACACGUUGUCAAAAUCUCAAAAUGUCUAAAAUCACAUUGACUCAAAUGUUAUAUAUAUUAAAUGUUAAAAAACUCCACUUUCAUAAGUCUCACAUUUUGGAAAAAAAUCCAGUAUCUGUAUUCUUCCCUUUUUUGGUCACUCUCAGUGUAACAUAGUUUGAAUUAAAUCUAUUUAAGAUGAUCACAGCAGAAGCGUUUUUUGUGUAUGUAAAAGGAAAGUCUUAAAAUAAACCAUG